Messenger RNA from Papaver somniferum (opium poppy), 582 nucleotides. RefSeq lists its product as uncharacterized. The record is from RefSeq and is a predicted model, not a curated record. Gene Ontology annotation, cellular component: chloroplast. The coding region runs from base 1 to 582 and encodes 193 amino acids. The transcript has a single exon. Gene Ontology annotation, biological process: chloroplast organization; regulation of DNA-templated transcription. Gene Ontology annotation, molecular function: double-stranded DNA binding. NCBI's taxonomy places the organism in Eukaryota, Viridiplantae, Streptophyta, Magnoliopsida, Ranunculales, Papaveraceae.
AUGUGUAAUCCUCAUAAAACCCCAAAUUCGAUUAUUUCGAUUCAAACUAGAGAUUUAGAAAACCAUAUCAUUCCUUUUUUCGAUUUCGUCAAGAAGAUCGUGGGUGCUGACAAAUAUCUGUUUCCGGUUUUCAGACGCUCAAAGAAUUCUGUAGAAUUGAUCGAGAGAGCGAUGCUCAACAUACAGGUUUUGAGAGAUGAAGGUGUCCCUCAAUCAAAUAUUGUCAAGUUUCUAAUCAACAGACCGACGACACUAAUGACUAGCACUGUUAGAUUUAAGGAGAUUCUGCAAGAGAUUAGAGGUAUGGGUUUUGAUCCUUCCAAAUAUGCAUUUAUGCGUGCUAUUCAUGCAAUCACAGCUAUGACUAAAUCAACCUGGGAAACAAAAUUGAAUGCUUACAGGAAAUGGGGUUUAUCAGAAGAACAAAUUCAACAUGCAUUUAUGUUGAGUCCUUUUUCUAUGAUGCACUCUGUAAAGAAGAUAAGCUCCAUCAUGGAUUAUCUUGUGAAUCGAAUGGGUAUUAGUUCAUCGCAUAUUGCCAAAGUGCCAACUGUUUUGCUUGGAGAAGAGGAUCAUACCUAG